This is a messenger RNA of Cynoglossus semilaevis (tongue sole), 2725 nucleotides long. Its product is annotated as ATP-dependent 6-phosphofructokinase, platelet type-like. The transcript is spliced from 23 exons. The coding region runs from base 249 to 2624 and encodes 791 amino acids. The record is from RefSeq and is a predicted model, not a curated record. Gene Ontology annotation, biological process: fructose 1,6-bisphosphate metabolic process; fructose 6-phosphate metabolic process; canonical glycolysis. Gene Ontology annotation, cellular component: 6-phosphofructokinase complex; cytoplasm; membrane. Gene Ontology annotation, molecular function: fructose-6-phosphate binding; AMP binding; monosaccharide binding. Lineage: Eukaryota; Metazoa; Chordata; Actinopteri; Pleuronectiformes; Cynoglossidae.
AUAAUGGAGAAAAAAUAAUAAUGUGUUGAAUUCUUGUCUCUUUUUAAAACACCAAUGGGCCCCAGGUGAACAUGUAUAGAAGAGUAACAAAGUAUUAUUAAAAACAUACGUUUUUUGACGUAAAUAGAAAGAAGAAGUGUACAUUUCUGGUAGCACACAGCUAUCAGAGGCGUGUCGUCAUAGGGGGGCAGGAACCUACGAUUGCUUCACCGUAGUCACUUAACGGCAACGAACACGGUAUUUAAAUCAUGACGGGGCCGCCGAAGCGUCAAGACACACGGAAAUUGUUCGAGAAUUUAUCCGGAGAUGGAAAAUCUAUCGCAGUGCUGACCAGCGGAGGAGAUGCCCAAGGCAUGAAUGCAGCGGUGAGGGCCGUGGUCCGUAUGGGCAUCUAUGUUGGAGCAAAAGUCUACUUCAUCCAUGAGGGUUACCAGGGGAUGGUGGACGGAGGAGAUAACAUCAAAGAAGCGACGUGGGAAAGUGUCUCCAGCAUGUUGGAAGUGGGUGGAACUGUCAUCGGCAGCGCCCGUUGUAAAGAUUUCCGUACUCCCGAGGGACGCCUGAAGGCAGCAUACAACCUGGUGAAGCGCAGCAUCACCAACCUGUGUGUGAUUGGUGGAGACGGCAGCCUGACCGGUGCCAACCUGUUCAGAAAAGAGUGGAGCGGCCUGUUGGAGCAGCUUCUCCAGCAAGGUCUGAUCACUGAGCAGGAAUCCUGCUCCAACUCAACGCUGCACAUUGUCGGUAUGGUGGGCUCCAUCGAUAAUGAUUUCUGUGGCACUGACAUGACCAUUGGCACUGACUCUGCCCUGCAUCGCAUCAUCGAGGUGGUGGACGCCAUCAUGACCACUGCUCUGAGCCACCAGAGGACGUUUGUUCUGGAGGUCAUGGGCCGACACUGUGGAUACCUGGCUCUGGUCAGUGCUCUGGCAUGUGGGGCUGAUUGGGUUUUCAUCCCUGAAAUGCCCCCAGAAGAUGGAUGGGAGGAAACCAUGUGUCAUAAACUGUCUGAGAACCGUGCAGAAAGAAAAAGGCUGAACAUUAUAAUUGUAGCAGAAGGUGCCAUCGAUUGUCAGAACAAGCCAAUCACGCCGGACUAUAUCAAGGACCUGGUGGUCAGCCGCUUGGGUUUUGACACAAGGGUCACCAUCCUGGGCCACGUCCAGAGAGGUGGGACCCCCUCUGCCUUCGAUAGAAUUCUGGCCAGUCGUAUGGGGGUGGAGGCAGUGCUGGCGUUAUUAGAGGCAUCUACCAACACCCCCGCCUGCGUGGUCUCUCUGGUCGGGAACCAGGCUGUUCGCCUGCCGCUGAUGGAGUGUGUUCAGAUGACUCAGGAAGUCCAGAAAGCCAUGGAUGAGAAGAAGUUUGACGAGGCCGUCGGACUCCGUGGAGGGAGCUUUGAAAACAAUCUGACGACCUACAGACUCCUCUCUAACCGCAAAGCCGACUCUGAACUUCCAAAUAGCUUCUUCAACGUGGCCGUGCUGAACGUUGGCGCUCCAGCUGCUGGUAUGAACGCCGCUGUUCGGUCGGCCGUCAGAGUGGGAAUCACCGAGGGUCACAAGAUGUUCGCAGUCAGUGACGGCUUUGAAGGGUUUUACAAAGGGCAGAUUAAAGAGAUCAAGUGGGGGGACGUUGGAGGAUGGACUGGUCAGGGAGGGUCGCUGCUGGGGACAAAACGAACUCUUCCUGGGAAACAUCUGGAGAAGAUCGCUGAGCAAAUCAGAAUUCACAACAUCAAUGCUCUGCUUGUUAUUGGAGGAUUUGAGGCUUUUGAGUCCGUGCUGCAGUUGUACCAGGCCCGAGCCGACUUCCAGGAGUUUUGCAUCCCACUGUGCGUGCUGCCGGCCACGAUCAGUAACAAUGUGCCAGGUACCGAUCUCAGCAUCGGUGCUGACACGUCUCUCAAUGCCAUUGUGGAGACCUGUGACCGUAUCAAACAGUCCGCCAGCGGCACCAAGCGGCGAGUUUUCAUCAUCGAGACCAUGGGUGGAUACUGUGGCUACCUGGCCACUGUGGGGGGGCUGGCUGCUGGCGCCGACACCGUCUACAUCUUUGAGGAGCCGUUUGACAUCCGCUAUCUGCAGGCCAACGUGGAGCAUUUAACGGAAAAGAUGAAGACGAGCAUCCAGAGAGGUUUAGUUCUCAGGAAUGAAAACUGUAACGAGAACUUCACGGCUGACUUCAUCUACCAGCUGUACUCUGAGGAGGGUCGCGGUAUCUUUGACUGCAGGAAGAACAUCCUGGGUCACAUGCAGCAGGGGGGCGCUCCAUCUCCUUUUGACCGAAACUUUGGCUCCAAAGUGGCUGCCAAAUCGAUGCAGUGGAUCACUCAGAGUCUGCAGGAGUCUUAUAAAGGAGGGCGGGUGUUCGCCAACUCGGAGGAAUCUGCCUGUUUGUUGGGGAUGCGUCGCAGAGCUCUGGUGUUCCAGCCUGUGUCACAGCUGCACGAGCAGACGGACUUUGUACAUCGGAUCCCAAAGGAGCAGUGGUGGCUAAAGCUGCAUCCACUGAUGAAAAUUCUGGCCAAGUACAAGACGAGCUACGACGUGUCCGAUUCUGGACAGCUGGAACAUGUGACCCACAUCCGACCCAAAGAAACCAGCAACAGAGCAGCCAUCUGAAGAAGAGCAAACAUGAGCAGUUGCUCCAGUGAACUGACACAUAUUUAAUUAACUUAAAUAGAUAUUAUGAUGAGGAUAUAUAUAUAUAUAUAUAUAUAUAU